UUUCUGCAUGUCUCGACGCCAAGGUCCCACUCGCUCCCUCGUUUUCGCGCCUGGAGUCCGCGCUGCAUGCCGCAACACCUCCGUAGAUUUGCAAGAGAGAAGCCGCAUGCCGCGAGACAGCACACGGGGCGCACCUCGCGCAGCCCAUCAAUCGGUGCGCGCCGUGUCUGGCAGCACGACCGGACGUGCCGGGAAGGAGAACCAGGAACUUCAAAUCGAUAAACCGGGUCGGGAGAUGCGCCGAACAUGGCCAAAUCGGCACGGAGUCGGAGCCGCAUCGGAUCGGCUGAUGCCAGAUGCGAAACAGCGCCAUGCCAACAUCAGGCCGCAACGGAUCGUCGGAAUGUGGGAAUCGAAUGGGGCUGGGUCGGCAGCAGUCGAUGCCGAUAUCGAAUCGGAUCGAUCCGAUCGGAAUGGAUCCUGGCGGGAGAGGAAAAGGAGUAUUAGGCUUAGAGGCCUUGAUGCAGAGUCACCAAGACGUCAUCGCUCGGCGGCGCGCCCGAGGGCGGCAAAUGGGGGCGGGCCUUCCAAGAAGGCUCAGACGGCCUCGGCAUUCGAAGAAGGUUUCGAAGCCUCCUCCGAAGACAGAGAUUAGACGACUUCCCAGAAGGCUGGGGGGCUUCAGAGGAGGCCCGCCGCCUUCGGAGAAGCCAUGCACUGUCUCGCUUCCCCCCUGGGCGCGCCGCCGACUCUCACAGGAGUGUCGCCAAACUCUUUGGCACCAACCGGCGUAACGCCCCCAGCCGGCAAAAGCGGAGAGCGCCGUUCGCGGCGGCACGGUGCUUCUGGCUUCUAUUGUUGCCCCCGGCGGUGUGUCGCGGGGGGGAGGAGGAGCAGGAAGAGGAGGAGGAGGAGGAGGAGGAGGAAGAGGAGAAGGAGGAGGAGGAAGCCGCGGCCGCAGCGCGAGACGCUGAUGGGCUUGAGGCCGCGGCCUGCGGCGCAGCGUCACGGUGAUGCCGUCGGCCGCCUCCGCCCGCUAAGACUUGGCUGUAUUAUUCUGCGUCCUGAUCAUUUUUAUAAGGUGGAGGGCUCAGGGUGAAAUCCAUUUGGCAUUGCAAAAAGGGCC
Messenger RNA from Prorocentrum cordatum, 1066 nucleotides. NCBI's taxonomy places the organism in Eukaryota, Dinophyceae, Prorocentrales, Prorocentraceae. The record is from the annotation of a GenBank genome assembly.